This is a messenger RNA of Geodia barretti, 165 nucleotides long. The record is from the annotation of a GenBank genome assembly. Lineage: Eukaryota; Metazoa; Porifera; Demospongiae; Tetractinellida; Geodiidae.
AUGACCUGCGCCGCCUGCGUCUACCACGUUGAGCGGGCACUUGGCGGCGUUCCGGGAGUCGCGAAGGCCACCGUCAGCCUGGGUGUGGAGCGGGCUACCGUGGAAUACGCGCCCGGCCUUACGGGCCUGGAAGACCUGCGGCGCGCCGUCGAGGGGGCGGGCUAC